UAUAAAAUGCUAAAGUGCACCAAAUAUUAAAAAAGAAGAGAAAAUUGCAAAUGUUGACUAACGAAUGUCUUUGCUGAACUCACCUCAACUCACCGGCAUAAAUUCAACAACUUUGACAUUUAACGCUACCAACAUGACAUCAAUGAAACUCGUAUUUUUUUUUUAUCCCGAAUGUCAAAUCACAAAAGAGUUUUAUAUCCACAAAACAAACUCAAUUUUCAUUCUGAAAAAAUACCAUUUUUUCCGUGAUUUUGUCCAAUUAAUUCGUUCCUAAAAGUGUUGUUCGUAACAAAAAUUCAUUCGAUUUAUAAAAUAUGUAAUCAUCCCGGUUGAUUUGCAACGGAAAAACAACGUUUGUUUGGUGAAAAUUUCUUUGUUUACUGCUUUGUGAGAUUUCAGACGACGAGAAAUAUGCACUCGAAUUACUUCAUGUACACGAUUCCAUCGAACGGAACACAAACCAAUGUCAUUUCAAAUGUAAGCAAUGUGAAACCAGGAUUAGCCACAGUUACCCACCAUCAACAAAACGCAACAAUAACGAAUCAAGCGGCUGUCCAACGAACCAGUGCCAUAUCACAGAAUGCAGUACAUCAGACGGCAAAUGCUCACCACACCACCACCACCAACAGCCAAGAGCUAGUGCCGCCCAAUGAUCACAUGUGUCAAAUUUGCUGCCAGCGAUUUCAAAAGUCGAGCAGCCUGAAGAAACACAUGCGAAUCCAUCAGGCCAGUUCACGUGACAGUGAUAAUAGCCCGUACAAGUGUAACGCGUGUAAAAUUGACUACCUUAAUGUCAUUGCCUUUGAAGAACACAUUAAAACCGAACAUGGCCAACCACAAGCAUUCAAAUGUAUCGAUUGUGGAUGCUUUCGGGCGGUGGAAUUAACAUCAACACAACCAUUUCGAUGCGAAGGAUGCGCUCGACGCAAAUCACAACCGUUCGAAUCGUCUGGUGCGGUUAACUAUCGUAUUACCUCAACUCAAAAUGCAACUAGUUCACAAUUGGUGCAUGUGAAUCAUGUGAAAACACCGAAACUCGACUUGGACUCACUCGUUCAAACCAUGCGAACUGGGAAUGAGAACAACGGCAGUGGACGACGACGAAAACUACAUCAGUGCCCCGAUUGUAACAAAUGCUAUAAACAUCAAAGCACUCUCGCCAUGCACAAGAAAAUACACACAGGAGAAUUUAAAUAUAAAUGUCAAUAUUGCCAAAAGGAGUUUUACCUUGCCGAAUAUUAUAAUAGGCAUAUGAGAGUUCACACAAAGGAAAAGCCCUACCAAUGCGAUGUAUGUGAUAAAGCGUUCUCACAGUCAAACACACUCAUUCAACAUAAGAGAAUCCAUACAGGCGAAAAACCAUACGGAUGUACGAUUUGUGGUAAGGCCUUCAGCGUUCGUGAUUACUUGUUGAAGCACAUAAGAGUCCACACCGGAGAGAAGCCAUUCGAAUGUGAAUUAUGCGGUAAAAAGUACACCCAACGGAGCGGAUUGAAAAGUCAUCAAAAGUCUCAUUACCCUGAGCCGGGUAUGCUGAAUGGAUCUCAAUCACAAUCCCAAGGUCAGAUGCAGCUGCACAAUCUAAUCUGAAUAUUCUGACCACUGAAAAUUUACCGGCACACUGAAAUGAGUUGAAAUCAUUUAAUUCGUAUGAACACAUAGUAUGUUACUUAAAUACUCGCUUCGAAAAUAAGAAAAAUAAUUUGAAUAAAAAGACAUCAUCCUAAAUAAACAAA
Molecule: messenger RNA, 1736 nt
Organism: Sitodiplosis mosellana (orange wheat blossom midge)
Lineage: Eukaryota; Metazoa; Arthropoda; Insecta; Diptera; Cecidomyiidae
Product: zinc finger protein 135-like
Exons: 5
Coding region: 412-1590 (392 amino acids)
Biological process (GO): regulation of transcription by RNA polymerase II
Molecular function (GO): DNA-binding transcription factor activity, RNA polymerase II-specific; RNA polymerase II cis-regulatory region sequence-specific DNA binding
Source: RefSeq, a predicted model, not a curated record